Molecule: messenger RNA, 189 nt
Organism: Hepatospora eriocheir
Lineage: Eukaryota; Fungi; Microsporidia; Hepatosporidae
Source: the annotation of a GenBank genome assembly
AUGUUUGGAUAUGCUAGCAGUUUCAAAGAACUUGAAGAACUCUAUAAACAGAAAAAAAUCGUAUUUAUAGAUAAAUUUAGUUUUGUAGUUUCAAAAAAAACAAAAAGAGAAUUUUCGUUUAUAAAUAUCUCUGUCUAUGUCAUUGUUCCUGCAACAAGAAACAUUUCUAUUUUUGCUGUAAUAAAUUAA